This is a messenger RNA of Spinacia oleracea (spinach), 1889 nucleotides long. Its product is annotated as adenine/guanine permease AZG2. Gene Ontology annotation, cellular component: plasma membrane. NCBI's taxonomy places the organism in Eukaryota, Viridiplantae, Streptophyta, Magnoliopsida, Caryophyllales, Amaranthaceae. Gene Ontology annotation, molecular function: purine nucleobase transmembrane transporter activity. Gene Ontology annotation, biological process: transmembrane transport; guanine transport; adenine transport. The transcript has a single exon. Bases 79 to 1686 code for a protein of 535 amino acids. The record is from RefSeq and is a predicted model, not a curated record.
UUAGCACGUCCAACUUUGACGUUCUUCCUUCACACAUUUCAUGUAAUAACCACAUAAAAAAUAUUAGUGUGGAAAAAAAUGGGGAGAGAUUUAUGUGUAGGAAAUGGGUUUUGCGCAAAGUUGAGCAACAAAUGGAAAGCAUUUGAAAAACGUAUCAAUGAAGCUGUUUCAAAUAGCAUUAUUGGUAAGUUUUUCAAGUUAGAUGCUAGAAAUACUUGUUUUACUAAAGAGUUACGUGCCGCGACCACGACUUUCUUGACUAUGUUGUACAUUAUUACGGUUAAUGCUAGUGUUAUUGCUGAUUCUGGCGGCCGUUGCUCGGCCGCCGACUGCUCGCCCCCGGGUGGGGCGGAAUGUGUUCUUAAGCCCAACCCGGGGUACGAGAGGUGUUUGGGCCAACUCAAGAGAGACCUCGUUGUGGGGACCGCUUUGUCGUCUUUUGUGGGCUCCGUUGCAAUGGGCUUGUUUGCUAAUCUCCCUUUUGGGUUAGCCCCAGGGAUGGGGUCCAAUGCUUACUUGGCUUACAGCUUGGUGGGCUUUCACGGGACAGGGCCCAUGUCGUACGAGACCACCCUUGCUGUGGUUCUUGUUGAAGGGGUUGCUUUCCUUCUUAUUGCCAUGCUCGGGCUUCGGGCCAAGAUGGCCCGAUGUAUACCUCCACCUGUCCGUCUUGCUUGUGCCGGGGGAAUCGGGCUUUUCAUCGCGUUUACCGGGCUACAAUCCCAUCUUGGAUUGGGCCUAGUAGGGCCUGAUUCGUCCACGUUAUUGACCCUCACGGGUUGUCGUACCACCGACCCCGUUACGGGUAAGUGUGUUGAAGGGAUGAUGCAAAACCCAACCUUAUGGUUAGGUUUAGUGGGCCUCUUGAUAAUCUCAUUUGGGCUUAUGAAGAACAUCAAAGGUAGCAUGAUAUAUGGUAUACUUUUUGUAACAUUUAUAUCAUGGUUUAGAGGAACUAGUGUUACAUAUUUCCCAUACACAACAAUUGGUGAUGCAAGCUUCAAUUACUUCAAAAAAGUAGUGGACUUUCACAUGAUAAAGUCCACAUUAGGUGCAAUUAGCUUUGCACACUUUAAUACUAGUCAAGUUUGGGUAGCUUUGGUGACAUUAUUAUACGUAGAUGUGUUAGCUACAACGGGUACAUUGUACACAAUGGCCGAAGUUGGUGGUUUUAUAGACGAAAAAGGUAGUUUUGAAGGCGAAUAUGCUGCUUACAUGGUUGAUGCAAGUUCAACCAUAGUGGGGUCCGCCCUCGGCGUCUCCCCUAUCGCCACUUUCGUCGAAUCAACGGCCGGGAUCCAAGAAGGGGGGCGAACAGGAUUAACCGCGGUAAUUAUUGGGAUUUACUUUCUCUUGUCAAUAUUUUUCACCCCACUAAUGACUAGUGUGCCACCAUGGGCUUUAGGGCCAGGAUUAAUAGUGGUUGGUGUUUUGAUGAUGAAAGUGGUAAAAGAAAUUGAUUGGAAUAACAUCAAGGAAGCAAUGCCAGCCUUUAUUACCAUUAUCCUUAUGCCCUUGACUUACUCAAUAUCCAAUGGGAUAAUUGGGGGAAUUGGAUUUUACGUCGCGCUUAAUUUGUAUGAUUAUGGUGUAAGGGUGAUUAAGUGGUUGAUUAAGAUGAGACGGGCCGUGAUUAGGGAAGAAAAUCAAGUAUUAGCGGCCCCAGUGCCGGAUAUUCAAGCUUGAUGUUGAAGUUUUAAGCAUGUUUAGGAGGUUUCUUUUAACUAUUAUUAGUAACUUAAUUAGCUUAAUUAGUGAAAAUCUAUAUGUAUGCACAAGGUUCAAUGAGAGCAUCACAUCCUUGUAGUGAGUAGAUCAGACAUAGGUUUAGUAAUCUUUCAAGGCUUCUUGUGCAUGCAUUAUGAAUAUAUGAAAUCUACAUUUCGUCA